This is a messenger RNA of Acanthosepion pharaonis, 642 nucleotides long. The record is from the annotation of a GenBank genome assembly. NCBI's taxonomy places the organism in Eukaryota, Metazoa, Mollusca, Cephalopoda, Sepiida, Sepiidae.
AUGACUGUGUUAUCAGCUGGUUAUAACAACUCAAUAAUAAGCGUCUGUAUUUGGCCGGCAUCAAUUCAUCAAAAAAAAGAAAAGAAAAGGCCGACACGCAAAAACUACAUCAGAUUUGAAUACAGCUCAGUUCAAGGUAAAAGCAACACAAACAGGAAAGCCCUUUUGACGAAAGACCAUCUUUGUUGCAGAUUCUCUCUUUUAAUUAUCCUCCAGGCUGAUUCUUCUUCUUCUUCUUCUUCUUCUUCUUCUUCUUCUUCUUCUUCUUCUUCUUCUUCUUCUUCUUCUUCUCCACCUUCUUCUUAUUAUUUUGUCCUUUUUCUUCUUCUUCACCGACUGCUUCUUUUUUCUUCUGUUUUUCCUCCUCCUCUUCAUUCUUCUUCUUCUUCUUCACGUUUUCCUUCUUCAACACCUUCUUUUUCUUCUACUUCACCUUCUUUUUUCUUCUUCUUCGCUUUUCCCUCCUUCUUCACCUUCUUUUUUCUUCUUCACCUUCUUCUUUUUCUUCUUCUUCACCUUUUUUCUUCUUCUUCUCCACCUUCUUCUUAUUAUUUUGUCCUUUUUCUUCUUCUACACCAACUGCUUCUUUUUCUUCUCUCUUUCCUCUUCCUCUUCAUUCUUCUUCUUCUUCUUCUUCCUUAA